Messenger RNA from Vitis riparia (riverbank grape), 1886 nucleotides. Its product is annotated as mannose-1-phosphate guanyltransferase alpha-like. The coding region runs from base 405 to 1652 and encodes 415 amino acids. NCBI's taxonomy places the organism in Eukaryota, Viridiplantae, Streptophyta, Magnoliopsida, Vitales, Vitaceae. Gene Ontology annotation, biological process: biosynthetic process. The record is from RefSeq and is a predicted model, not a curated record. Gene Ontology annotation, cellular component: cytoplasm. The transcript is spliced from 15 exons.
CAAGUGGAGGAAGCAGAGGUGGAAACUUCGACCUCCGCCUCAUCUCCUGUGUGCUUAUCAGUAGCGGGUGGUGGUAUUCGUCCUCUUGUGUGGUUACUUUACAACUUACCGACGCUUCACUAUAUCUUCACCUCAUAACUACCACUUUUAUUUCACUCUUUUCUCUCUUUCCUAUCUCCUGAAGAUACCAUUUUGCACGGCAACAAUCCAGCUGUUGUGUAGUGAUUCAGUGGUUUUUUAAACCGUGGACGAAUCACAUGAAUUUUGCGUCUGGGUUGUGUCCCUUGUGUAUGCUCUUUUCCUCUCUACUUUGAAGAAGAGAUUUGAGCUCUGUAACAUAGGAGGACAGGAGGUUGGAGGUUGGAGGUUUGAGAGAUCUGGGGGUUUUGGUCUUCUGGUGAGAAAUGGGAAGCUCUGAGGAGAGGGUAGUUGCUGUUAUCAUGGUGGGUGGACCAACUAAAGGUACCAGAUUCCGGCCAUUGUCGUUGAAUACUCCAAAGCCACUUUUCCCUUUGGCAGGACAGCCCAUGGUUCAUCAUCCAAUUUCUGGUUGUAAAAGGAUUCCAAACUUAGCACAGAUCUAUCUUGUUGGUUUCUACGAGGAGCGCGAAUUCGCACUAUAUGUCUCCUCAAUCUCCAGUGAGCUUAGAGUUCCAGUCAGAUAUUUGAAGGAAGACAAACCUCAUGGGUCGGCUGGUGGGCUUUAUAACUUCAGAGAUCUGAUCAUGGAAGACAACCCGUCGCAUAUCGUCUUGCUGAACUGUGAUGUCUGCUGCAGUUUCCCCCUCCCGGAAAUGCUAGAGGCACACAUAAGAUAUGGUGGGAUGGGGACCAUCCUAGUUAUCAAGGUUUCUGCUGAGUUAGCCAGCCAGUUUGGGGAGUUGGUAGCUGAUCCAGUCACCAAUGAACUCUUGCAUUACACAGAGAAACCUGAAACUUUUGUAAGUGACCGGAUAAAUUGUGGUGUUUACAUAUUCACACCAGAUAUUUUUACCGCUAUACAGGGUGUUUCCACCCAACGGAAGGAACGAGCUGAUCUCAGACGUUUAUCCAGUUUUGAAGCUCUCCAAUCUGCAACAAGGAGUCUUCCUAAGGAUUUUGUCAGAUUGGAUCAAGAUAUCCUGUCGCCUCUCGCAGGCAAGAAGCAGUUAUAUACAUAUGAGACCAUGGGCUUUUGGGAACAGAUCAAAACUCCAGGAAUGUCUUUGAAAUGUUCUGCUCUGUAUCUUUCCCAAUACCAGUUCACCUUUCCCAAUCUUUUGGCAAGUGGGGAUGGUACAAAGAGUGCCACCAUUAUUGGUAAUGUUUAUAUUCAUCCAUCUGCAAAAGUACACCCAACUGCAAAGAUUGGUCCUAAUGUCUCAAUUUCUGCAAAUGCUCGCAUUGGAGCAGGUGUAAGGCUCAUAAGUUGUAUCAUUCUUGAUGAUGUUGAAAUCAAGGAAAAUGCAGUCGUUAUUCAUGCAAUUGUCGGAUGGAAAUCUUCAGUAGGGAAAUGGUCCCGUGUUCAGGCUGGAGGAGAUUUCAAUGCAAAACUCGGGAUUACAAUCCUUGGUGAAGCAGUUGCAGUAGAAGAUGAAGUUGUGGUGGUUAAUAGCAUUGUCCUCCCCAACAAGACUCUCAAUGUUAGUGUUCAGGAGGAAAUAAUUCUAUAAUAGAUCGAGGCAGCCUCGAUUCCCUUUCGUUUAUGAGGAAAUAAUUCUGCAAUAGAAGCAGCUUUCUCUCUCUCUCUCUCUCUCUCUCUCUCUCUCUCCAUCAUUCGUAAAUUAACUUUUCUAAGUACAAAAUAAAAGAAAUUCAAUUUCUUCAAUUCUGCCAUAUAGCAUUGUAGAUGUGGAUGAAUGAUGAAUCUACUAUUCUGCCAUACAGCAUGGCAUUUAUAAAACCCU